This is a messenger RNA of Chelonoidis abingdonii (Abingdon island giant tortoise), 1290 nucleotides long. The record is from RefSeq and is a predicted model, not a curated record. Lineage: Eukaryota; Metazoa; Chordata; Testudines; Testudinidae.
UGGGAAAUGCCUAUUACUCCUGUCUUGAUUGCAUGGGACUGGACUAGAUGACCUAUUGAGGUCCUUUCCAGUCCUAUACUUCUAUGAUUCUAUGAUAUUUGCAUGACUGGAAAUCUUCUCUACUUCAUUCCUUUUGACCUUAUAACUCAUUAUUUUCAAGGCCUUUAUUUACAACACACAUGUAUAUUUCCUUAACUAAACUUAUUUUUAUUAUCCUACAUGUGUGUAACCUGAACCUCUUGUUCUUAGGUAGAUUGUGGAGAGGGCAGGACUGGGGAUUUGCUUUACGUACACACCUAGCUCCUUUCAGCUGGACACUGAAACUUUCAUUUUAUUUCUUCACCUGCCACUCAGGCCUCACACAAGAUACCAACUAUGCCGAAGAUCUUGAUCCUCCCAGCGCUGCUUGUUUUGCUUAUGCCUCCUCUCAUACAAGCACAAGAGGAUCUAAGUGGGGACAAAUCUGAGGAAUCUGGUGCCUUUGAAUCUGAGCAAGCAAGUGAGGAGCUUAGUGGAGAAGCAUGUGGGGAACCUAGUGGACAAGUCAGUGGAGAGCUAGGCUGGGAGCCCAGUGGGCAACCUAUGGGUCAAUCCAGCCUCCCCGAGGAAAGCAGUGGAAGUGGAUCUGACCCCUCAUAUGAAAUAGAUUGAGGUGGAUGAAACGUCCCCCCCCGACUCCCUUCACAUCAUCAGCUGCAUUGAAGGAAAAUUCAAGCCUCAAAAUGAGAAACACAACAUCACCCUUGAGAAAUGAGUGUGUAGAGCAUUAGCAAGAGUGCUGUUGAGUUUCUUAAAUUUCUAAUAUUUCUGAUUAUUCUCUUAAUAAAGUAUUUAGGGUGCAUUAUAUUCUGAAAAGUGACUGUAAAAUGGUGACUUUUCAUUCAGUAGCUCUGCUGUGUGCAUGUAUCAAACUCAGAGUGACUGACUUUAAUGACUAAAAUAUGGUUUUUAUGUGCGUUCAUCCUGAAGAGCCAUCACAUUUCAGAAGCUGGAAUCUAUGCCUUCUUCUGCAUCAUCCACAGAAUUAUUUACUGAAGUCUGGUUACACUUGUGCAAAGCCAUUGAUGGGAAUGGGACUGCACAAGUGUUACCGAGGCAGAAUUUGUCCUGGAGUGCUUUUAUUAUUGAUGGAGAUGUAUGGGAAUAAAAGAACCCUGCUUGAUUCUUGGAGCUCAGGCUGAGUUUACAGAGUCAGCAACUUGAAAAAAUACUAAAAUUCAAAUUAGUCCAAUUUCAGUGUAAAUUGUCUGUUGCUUUUUCUCUUCUUCUACAAUGUUUGAUAAUGGCAAC